Messenger RNA from Sphenostylis stenocarpa, 549 nucleotides. NCBI's taxonomy places the organism in Eukaryota, Viridiplantae, Streptophyta, Magnoliopsida, Fabales, Fabaceae. The record is from the annotation of a GenBank genome assembly.
AUGGGAAAUUGCCAAGCCGUUGACACUGCAACUCUAGUGAUACAACAACCCAAUGGGAAAGUAGAAAGGUUGUAUUGGCCUGUGAGUGCUAGUGAAGUGAUGAAGACCAACCCUGAUCACUAUGUUGCUCUUCUUAUCUCCACCACAUUGUGCUCAUCCAAGGACAAUGAAAUUUGCCAAAAUAAGAGUGAAAACACCAACACCACCAACCCUGUUCGCCUUACCCGCAUCAAGCUUCUCAAGCCAACAGACACCCUUAUGCUUGGCCAAGUUUAUAGACUAAUCUCGGCUCAAGAGGUUAUGAAGGGUCUUUGGGCAAAGAAACAAGCAAAACUGAAGAGAAACGUAUCAGAAUCAGCACAAAAGCCAAAUCUGAUGAAGGAAAGGACAGACAAAUCAGCAAGGAGGUCUGAGCCGGAGGACAACCAGGAAACCAAAGGUGAAAGACACGGGUCAAGGACAACAUCAAGUAAUAAUGCUUCUAGUGCCACAGCUAAGUCAAGAACAUGGCAACCCUCUUUACAAAGCAUCUCAGAGUCAGCCAGCUGA